This is a messenger RNA of Aureobasidium musti, 465 nucleotides long. The record is from the annotation of a GenBank genome assembly. NCBI's taxonomy places the organism in Eukaryota, Fungi, Ascomycota, Dothideomycetes, Dothideales, Saccotheciaceae.
AUGUCGAACAACAAAUGCGACCUUGCACUUAACCUCAUCGGAUAUGAGGAAGAGGUCAAUGCUGCAAUGGAGUACGUUUUCGGAAACACAUUGAUUUGUGAGGACGCUGCAACUGCCAANAAGGUUACGUUCGAUCCUGCUGUUCGCAUGAAGAGUGUCACAUUGGAGGGUGAUGUCUACGAUCCUUCUGGUACUCUUUCUGGUGGUAGCUCACCGAAGACGAGUGGUGUACUGGUCACUCUACAGCAAUUGAACGAGAUCACACGAGAACUCGACACAAGACAGGCGACUCUGCAUCAACUGCAAUCAACCAUGGCACAAGAGAAGCAGAAACUCGAUGCCGCGAGAAACUUGAAGCAGCAGUUUGAUCUCAAGAGCCACGAGAUAUCGCUCGCCGAGCAGCAAAUCAACGGCAACUCGUCAUCCUCGGUAGGUCGUCAUGUGCAUAGCGAUCAUAAACUCUAG